This is a messenger RNA of Oppiella nova, 793 nucleotides long. NCBI's taxonomy places the organism in Eukaryota, Metazoa, Arthropoda, Arachnida, Sarcoptiformes, Oppiidae. The record is from the annotation of a GenBank genome assembly.
UAAUUUUGACGACUUACAAAAGUAUAUAAACACCAUGAACAAUUAAACAACGCUCAUUAAGGUUUGACUACUGUAGCAAUUUGCACUUAAUUUGUAAAAAUGUGGUCAACCAGGUCAAUCCUUUUGACAUUUGUUGUCCUAUGCAUUGUGAUGAUCAAUGGCGAUCCACUGAAGCCUAUGCCCAAAACAGCCGAACUUCCUAUUGGAGCUUAUGAUGAAGGGUGUAUGUGUGGGGCGGUUGGUCAUCACUGCGGGUCACGUGUGGCUACCGGGCAAUUACACGGCCUCUGUAGCCCUGUACUGUACGAGUGUUUGGUAGGGGAAAAGGUGGCCAGGUAUAUCGGCGAUUGCACCAUAGACGGAGUGCCUGGCAAGUGUACGGAGGGUGAUUUCGGACAGGAUAAAUGUAAUGAUCCAUGCAUGUGCGGCAGACAAAUGGGCAAACACUGCGGUUCUCGGGUGGGCACGUAUUUGUCGGGCACCUGUAAGAAAGACGGCUAUUACUAUUGCGAAUCCGGUUAUAUGGAGCCGGCUUACCACUCAAGGGACUGUCCUGAAGGCAUAUGUUUUACUGACAACGGAACUGGUAGAGAUAUAUGUCCCUAACGGUAUAACUCAUUUUUCGAGCAAAAAUUGAAAUCAAUUUCAUAAAUAUUGUCAUUUAGAUAAAAUACCGGACUUAUGAUAAAUGAUAUUGUUUAAAAGAUAUAAUUUAAUCAGGAUUACAAAAAAAUUAAAAUAUAAAUUAUAUGAUUAGUUUAAAAUUAUAAUUAAUUAGUCAAAUGUAUUACGG